GCCGAGUCUAUUUAAAUAACACAGAUACAGCUUGCUCAAUCGUUUUUAUGAAGCCUCCGAAAGGUUGCAAGGUGUAACAGAUCAUCACUGCGAAUCGGGCAUAUCAACAUAAGAAAUGGACCAUUUUCCAUUAAUAUAUAUCGGGUUAUGUAUGGUUUCUUUUGCGUUUGGAUCUGAUGUCAUUAAUGUGGUAGAGGUCAUGACCCCAUCUGGUUGGGUAAGGGGAUACGAGGAACUACAUGACGUAGGACAGGUGUACAGAUUCGUAAAAAUUCCAUAUGCCCAACCCCCGAUAGGAAACCUACGUUUUGAGAAAACAAAACCUAUUGGAGAAUGGAAAGGGGUCAAGGGAGUUCGAGAUGUAAAUGCUCCUCAAUGUUCUCAAACAGCAUAUCCAGUGCCUGGAUUUGAUGCAUUGGAAACUGAUGAAGAUUGUCUAUAUCUGAAUAUAUAUGUACCCGGCAAAAUUUCUAAGGAGAGAAAUCUGUCAGUUAUGGUUUGGAUACAUGGCGGGGGAUUUGUGUUAGGCGGAGCUAGUCUGUAUAAACCUCAGAAGCUAGUGCUAGGAGGGAAUGUUAUUGUCGUUACCAUUAAUUAUAGAUUAGGUCUUCUGGGAUUUAUGACACUAAAUGACCCUCUUGCACCAGGAAAUUACGGACUUUGGGAUCAGAUCGAGGCUUUUCGAUGGAUUCAGAAUAACAUUGCAGCAUUUGGAGGCAAUCCAAAUUCCGUUACUAUAUUUGGACAGUCAGCAGGUGCUAUGAGUGUAAGUCUUCAAACCUUAAUCCCAUCAAACAAAGGGCUUUUUCAAAGAGCCAUUUCACAAAGUGGAGUAGUUUCAUUUUUUUCUUUUUCAAGAAGAGAAGAAGAAAAACGGACCAAUGAUUUGGUACUUAAAAAAUUGAAUUGCACAGGAAAGCAAGAUGUUGCAGAAACUCUGAAGUGUUUGCGAGACGUCCCGGCAGAAAAUAUAACAGCGACAAUAGACGGGAUAUCAAUGGAAUUUCAGAAACCUUUAAAUUUAAGUUUUGAACUAGGUAGCAUGGUUCCAACAGUUGAUGGUGAAUUGUUCAAAGAACAUUUGGCAUAUCCAAAGUCUUGGGACGAUGAAGUUUAUAGCUUUUUCCGUAGUAUCGACUACAUGUCAGGAACAUCGGAUGGAGAAGGAAUUAUGUUGCAUAUGAUGCUUUCUGCAGAGAUUCAAGAACAUUUCAAAUUUAACGUGACCGAACGAGUACCCGUAAGCGUUUUAUGUGAAAUAUGUGCUCCAUUAUUUGUAGAAACUGCUGCUGGAAAUAUUCCGGAACUAACUCAGGAAAUAUGCGAGUUUUACACUACAUCUAAAGGUGACGAUGAGCAGAGUAUGAGAGUGGCUGAUUUUUACGGUGACUCGUGGUUUAUCGUUCCUGGCAACAUCGUCUUAGAAAUUCGUGCAAUAAACAAUAAUAAAGCUAAAACAUACCAAUACUUAACCACCAAACGAACUCCCUUUCCUUUUUUUCCAGAAGCACCAGCCUGGUUAAAAGGAGCUGGUCAUGGUGAUGAACUGCAUUUAUUGUUUAACAUAACUCACGAUCAUGUCCCAGAGGAGAAUUUGAAAAAACACGACUUAGGAGCUGUAGAGAAGUUGUCAAAAGACGUGAUAAAGUAUUGGUCUAAUUUCGCCAAGUAUGGUGAUCCCAGUUCAGACGACGUUGAGCAAUGGCCUUCUUAUGAUACUAACACCAAGAAAUAUGCUAUUUUGGACACUCCAGUAAAAGUGGGUGAAAACCUGAAACCGGAAACCACAGAUCUUUUAAAAAGAGUCAUUCUUAAAGGACGAUCAAAUGCUAAGCAUGAUGAAUUAUAGCAAAAAUAGUUAUUAAUUGUUUUGUAAUGAUCCCUUUCCAUGACCUGUCACUUAUCUACGAGGGUUGUCCCAGAAAUACGCAAACAUUUUCAAAAUAUUUUUAUUACCUUAUAUUUAUAGUGUUCAGAUUGGCAUGAAUCAUUAUCAAAAUUAUUUACAAGAAUGAAUUUUGCAUCAUUCUUUAGUGCUCCUGUAUAUGAGAUAGCUUUAAAUGUUUGUAUGUUUUUAUUUAUCAUCAUUAAAUUUUUCGUUCUUUUGAAACCUAUAUAUUAAGCUCAUACGCAAUUAGUUGUACCAAAGAACUGAUGAAUUUUUUUUAACCAAAGACAUAAGAAUAAUUUAAGUUUCGUACUUUUGAAGAAAUACAUAAUUUAAAAUCAUUUUUAUCUCGCACUAAGAAUACGAGACAUAAUGACGUAGGCUCCAAUCCAAACCCUGGAUGCAUAGCUUGAAAUAAAUAUAUUUUUCUGGACUUAAUAUGGCAGUAAAUAACGUAUAAAUAAGUCGGCUUUGAACAAAAUAUAGUUGAAGAUUGACUUGUAAUUGAUGUGUAUAUCGAGACUUAAUUUGGUUGUAAAUGGUGUAGAAUGGAAUGUUUUAAAUAUUGAAUAAAUAAAGAUUUA
Molecule: messenger RNA, 2472 nt
Organism: Saccostrea cuccullata (small rock oyster)
Lineage: Eukaryota; Metazoa; Mollusca; Bivalvia; Ostreida; Ostreidae
Product: acetylcholinesterase-like
Exons: 3
Coding region: 116-1849 (577 amino acids)
Source: RefSeq, a predicted model, not a curated record